UCCAUACAACCGCUCAUUUGCUUUCAAAAAGCAUCAGCGACGAACACGGAAGCUGGUGACGCGCUAUUUCCAGUCACAAGCGAAACUUCAUCUCACUAAGGUAAGUGAAUAUUGUAUUGCUUCAAUGCACAGCACCGUAGCGGUGAUGGCGACCCUAUCGCUGCUGUUUGUGGCAGUUCUCUGCGCACCAAUGGAAUCUGAAGAGGAACAAUCAGAAAACUCAGUUGUAAUGCGUCCAGAGAGCGACUUCGGUAUACCUAGCACAUGGGAUGCCAUCGAUACAGCAGCCUUACGGAAACUGCUCCUACAACUUGACGCUGAGGAAAGAAUGAACCGCGUGAGCCGCUCGUGGCCUCAGAGCGAGCCUCGCUGGGGUCUGCGGUCAGUAGAGGGUCGGCUGGCGCGACCGUGGCGCGCAGACAAGAGACAAGUCCGCUUCCGCCAGUGCUACUUCAACCCAAUCUCAUGCUUCCGCAAGUGAACACUCCACGCCAUCGACACGACCGUCGUCCAUGACCACCUAGCAUAUUCCGAACGUCCGCCUCUAUAGAUGAAUCAAGAACAUUCUAAUGUAUAAUAAAUAGAAAUUAAAUUAAAAUAUUUGGGAACGAAUCAUUUGAAUUUCGAAGUGAGUUUUGUAAACUCAAAAAAGUUACUGGAAAAUUAUAUUAAUGUAAGUGUCUACUUUUUCGAAGUACAUUAGAAUGUUUUGUUGUUCUUUCAACAUUAGCAUUUAAAAAUUUCCUUAAAAUUUAUCUUUUGUUUUCAGAGAAACGGUUAUUUAAAUAUUGUAUAUCAAUUGUAA
Diatraea saccharalis (sugarcane borer) is the source of this 805-nucleotide messenger RNA. The record is from the annotation of a GenBank genome assembly. NCBI's taxonomy places the organism in Eukaryota, Metazoa, Arthropoda, Insecta, Lepidoptera, Crambidae.